This is a messenger RNA of Oncorhynchus mykiss (rainbow trout), 5286 nucleotides long. Lineage: Eukaryota; Metazoa; Chordata; Actinopteri; Salmoniformes; Salmonidae. The record is from RefSeq and is a predicted model, not a curated record.
GUUAUGGGACAGUUGGUGCGGGGUGUGUUUUCAGAAGCUUGCUAAUAUAGAUUUGCAGCACACGAUCUGUACGUUUUUAUUGUAUAUAUAUAUAUUUUAUAUAACAAUCAUGACAUCUACCAUUGAUGAUAGUGACAAAGAAAAGGCCCUCUCUGUGUCUGUGGACCUAAACAACGACACCUCUCUACUCAUCGACAUUCCUGAUGCACUCUGCGAACGAGACAAAGUCAAGUUCACUGUCCACACCAAGACCACCCUGAGCUCCUUUCAGAAGCCAGACUUCUCUGUUCCUAGGCAACAUGAGGACUUUAUCUGGCUCCAUGACGCUCUGGUUGAAACUGAAGACUACGCUGGGCUCAUCAUCCCUCCAGCCCCCCCGAAGCCAGACUUUGAGAGCCCCAGGGAGAAGAUGCAUAAACUGGGCGAGGGAGAAGCCACCAUGACCAAGGAGGAAUACACCAAGAUGAAGCAGGAGUUAGAGGCUGAGUACCUGGCUGUUUUCAAGAAGACUGUUCAAGUCCACGAAGUAUUUCUGCAGCGUCUAUCUUCUCACCCCGUCCUGAGCAAGGACAGAAACUUCCAGAUAUUCCUGGAGUAUGACCAGGAUCUGAGCGUACGGAGGAAAAAUGCCAAGGAGACGUUUGGGAGUUUCUUUAAGAACAUGGUGAAGAGUGCUGAUGAGGUCAUCAUCUCAGGGAUAAAGGAAGUAGAUGAUUUCUUUGAGCAGGAGAAGACCUUCCUGCUUGAUUAUUCGUCCAAGAUCAAAGACUCCACUGCCAGGGCAGAGAAGAUGACCCGCUCCCACAAAAAUAUUGCUGAUGAUUACAUCCACAUCUCUUCUACUUUGAGCAGUGUCUCUGUCGAUGAUAACACAGCACUUAAAAAGCACUUUGAGAAGCUAUCUGACCUGUUUGAGAAGCUCCGGAAAGUGGAGGGUAGAGUGGCGUCGGACCAGGAGCUGAAGCUCACCGAGCUGCUACGCUACUACAUGAGGGACAUCCAGGCAGCCAAGGACCUGUUGUACAGACGGGCCAGGACCCUGGCAGACUAUGAGAACAGUAACAAGGCUCUGGGUAAGGCCCGGCUGAAGAGUAAAGAUGUUGCUGCGGCGGAGGAGCAACAACAACAGUGUCUGCAGAGGUUUAACAAGCUUUCUGAGUCGGGAAAAAGAGAGCUGACCAGUUUUAAGGGCAGGAGAGUGGUGGCUUUCCGGAAGAAUCUAAUAGAGAUGGCUGAGCUGGAGAUUAAGCAUGCUAAGAACAACAUGUCCCUGCUGCAGGACUGCAUUGAGCUUUUCAAGAGCAGCUGAGCCACUGGUCUCUUACCAACCCUCCCAGACCACUGACCAGCUGGGCUUGGCGCCAGUCGGUUUCUGCUCUCUUGCCGACUCCUUAUGGAAUCGUCGUGCAAAACCGUGACUGGAGUAGGAAAAAUCACAAACUGGAUCUGGGACCAGGAUACUGACCAGCAGGCUUUGAGAAGGGAACCUGGAUACCCCUUCUCUCCACCCCACAUGUGUCACACUCAUUCCACAAUGGAUUUUCGCUCCACCCUUGUACUUGAUUGAUGAAUUAAGGUCACUAAUUAGUAAAGAACUCCCCUCACCUGGAUGUCUAGGUCUUAACUGAAAUGAAAAAACAAAAACCCGCAGACACUGGGCCCUCGGUGGAAUGAGUUUGACACCCCUCUACUCCUGGGGGAACCUGGAUGCCCUCUGCCCUCUUCCUCCAGGGGAACUUGAGUCGUGUUCAUUAGGUCACACAUUUGACAAACUUCCCUUUGCAACGGGAAAACAAAAAUAAGCAUUUCUUAUUGGACAAGAGAGUUCCUCCCCAUUUCACUCAUUUGCGGGGAGUUUCGUGCCUUGAACCCGAUCCUGGAUACUCCCUUCCUCCAUCCCAAAAAUGCCACUUCAGAAACCUGCAUGUGUCUGUUUGACUGUUUUCUGCCUGGAUGUUUAGUCUCUGUCCACCUGCCCCUCCGCGUCUCCUUCUACCCCCUCCGCGUCUCCUUCUAUCCCCUCCGCGUCUCCUUCUACCCCCUCCGCGUCUCCUUCUACCCCCUCCGCGUCUCCUUCUACCCCCUCCGCGUCUCCUUCUACCCCCUCCGUGUCCCAUGGAACACUCCCCUUUAGUGAUCACAGCAUUCCAGAACAGGGAGAAUCCAGCAUCCUGCACCAUCUUCUGACCUUUCUCCUCCCAUCUGUUUUUCAAUCGUGGGUUAUCUGAAUUAUUUGUAUUGUGGAUGGAUUAUGCUUGUUCUUGUGUUGGAUUCUCUAUUUUGUAACAAUGAUGGACUUUUUUUCCGGAUUAUGAUCGUGUUUAUAAUUGUUUUGGUUGCUUUUCAAGGCACGUGCCUACUAACCCCGUUACGCCCCUCACUUGUACAGAAAGACAGAAUGGAGGUUGAAUUUGGUCCUAGCAUAACAGUGAAACUAUGGCAGAGUGGAGUCACAGUAAUCUGGUGUUUUUUUUAAUGGUGCGUGCAUUUGCUAGCUAUAAUGGAAUAGUUAGGUUUUCUCAUUGCAACGCCACUUUAAACCAUUCUCUAAUACCAGUCGGAAGAGUGACUGCUGAGCUCAGCUGCUGCCUCUCUGGUUUGUAAUGGAACAGUUUACAGGAUCCUUUUAGGCCACGCUGUAGCAAAAAAAUGUUUUACAAUGGGAAAACUUAAACAAUCGUUUCUUAUUGGACACGUUCAGAUGGUCCCUCCUUGAUUUUCUUCCCUUUUGGUACCUUAGUGAAUAGGACCCAGAUUGGAGCAACUGUUUAGAAAGAGUAUAUGAAGAGGAUAUAAAGUAGAUGGAAAGGGGGAGGGGAAAAUGACUGAUUUAGUGCCUAAAUAAAGGUUAUUGUGACUGCGUCCCGAUUGUCCACCCUUCUGCCAAAGUCUGCAUUUGCACAUUCCCGUCAUGGAUUUAAAAGCAUUAGGUUGAUGUAAGCAUUGGCUGAAGGGAGUUUCCACCAUUUGUUAAAUGGUUUGACGGUGGAGUCUGGAAAUGCUCACUUUGGGAGAAGGGUGGAGAAUUGGGACUUGGCCUAAUACUCUCUUUUUCCAUUACCAUACUUUGAGAUCAGGCUGGGUUGAACUCGCUCAAAACUGCCAAGUGAAGAGACAUGCUUCUUUUUCAUGAUUAAGACGUGUGUGUGUGUGUGGUAGUUUGUCCAACAGUGGUGGUACCACACAGAAAUGCUUUGGCUGUACCUCAGGAAUGGCAACAGGGCUCUUUCCGCGUAUUCGUCUACAUUACUGCCGGUAAUAACUGGAGCCAAGUAAAUUGUUUUUUUGUUUUGAGACUUACAUAUAUUUUUGACAAGUUUACUUCCACAUAAUAUGGACCAGUAGAUUUUUUUUAUUUUUUACUACAGACCUUGUCAGUGUCGGCACUGGUAGUUGUCAACGUUUACUGCCAUGAUGCCAGUGCUGCGUGAUCCUGAAGUGAUCCAUCGGCCCGGUCUAGACUAAAGAGCGACUAGUGAGUGCCGGGCAGCUAUGGUUUCUGUGCUAAGUGACUCAAUAUUCAGUGGACUAGGCUGAGACCUGUGACACUGUUAGUGAAGUCCACCUGUAGUAGAGGACUGUAUGCAGUUGGUUCUAGUUAACAUUUGAAGCAAUAGACUUACAUGGCCAUAUUGGCUAUUGGAGAGUAACUCUGGUCCCAGCACUUAUUCGGAGGUGUGUGUGUGUGUACUUCAGCGUCAGCUUGUAGCUGUUGUCUAUGUCCCAAUUAUUUCGCAUGCUUCCCUAAGUGUGCACUUGUACACUUCCCUUCAUGGAUUUUUAAAGGGACUGACUAGUGUAAGAAAAAUGGGGGAUACUCCCAUGCUUACACCAAUGAUCCAAUGCUUUUAAUUGUGUGGAGAGGAUGAAUGUGCACUACCUAGAUAAGUAGAAUGUUCCUGAUAUCCUGCUGUGUUUACCAGUGUGGCUUCCUGUGCACUUCAUUGAUAUCCUGCUGUGUUUACCAGUGUGGCUUCCUGUGCACUUCAUAGAUAUCCUGCUGUGUUUACUAGUGUGGCUUCCUGUGCACUUCAUUGAUAUCCUGCUGUGUUUACUAGUGUGGCUUCCUGUGCACUUGCUCUUAGGAAGAUGUACUGAGCAACACUAACCUAUCCUCCCAUCCAAUCAUCUUGCUUAGUACUGCUAGUGCAGGAUUGGUUUGAAGAAUUGCGUUUUAGGGUUCUUAUUUCUCCUAUUGCUUUGUUACUGACGGAACCUUUUUUUAUAUUGUUAAACUAGCCUGCGGUGCCGGGCCUGUAAGCCUGCGGUGCCGGGCCUGUAAGCCUGCGGUGCCGGGCCUGUAAGCCUGCGGUGCCGGGCCUGUAAGCCUGAGGUCUUGCCUACUCCUUAUGGAUUUGUCAUGCCAUCUUCGACUUGGCAAUGGAGUUGGUAAACAAAUCUGGGACCAGGCUGUGGGAGACCGCAGAUCUGGGACCAGGCUGUGGGGAGACCGCAGAUCUGGGACCGGGCUGUGGGGAGACCGCAGAUCUGGGACCGGGCUGUGGGGAGACCGCAGAUCUGGGACCGGGCUGUGGGGAGACCGCAGAUCUGGGACCGGGCUGUGGGGAGACCGCAGAUCUGGGACCGGGCUGUGGGGAGACCGCAGAUCUGGGACCGGGCUGUGGGGAGACCGCAGAUCUGGGACCGGGCUGUGGGGAGACCGCAGAUCUGGGACCGGGCUGUGGGGAGACCGCAGAUCUGGGACCGGGCUGUGGGGAGACCGCAGAUCUGGGACCGGGCUGUGGGGAGACCGCAGAUCUGGGACCGGGCUGUGGGGAGACCGCAGAUCUGGGACCGGGCUGUGGGGAGACCGCAGAUCUGGGACCGGGCUGUGGGGAGACCGCAGAUCUGGGACCGGGCUGUGGGGAGACUGCAGAUCUGGGACCGGGCUGUGGGGAGACUGCAGAUCUGGGACCAGGCUGUGGGGAGACUGCAGAUCUGGGACCGGGCUGUGGGGAGACCGCAGAUCUGGGACCGGGCCUAAACAUAUUAACCUGUAAAAGAAAAGGGUUCAUAUUGAAACAAAAAGGUUUGAAUUCUUUGAAUUGUUUUGGAAAUGAAGUGAUUUUAUUUAGUACAUUCUAUCUAUGGUGGUAAAUACAAUCAUUUCCAUCCCCAGAGAGGGCUGUCUCUUAUAAAGUGUUUUUGAUAAUUGAAUGGAUUUCUAAAUCAUUCCAACUGUGUGAAUGACUUAGUUUUUUUUCUCACCGAGCAUCACUUUUAAAAAAAAUGUUUUUUUAAAACCUUUGCAAAAAUUACAUUAAAUAAGUCCUACUUUCCAAAAUC